AUGAGUGAAAAGAAUUCGCUAUUUGUUAAAGAUGACGAAGAUGAUGAUGUUGAUAUGAUUUCAAAUGCAAAUGAUUCGACAACAAAAGAAGGUACUAGCAGUGUUGCUGUUGAAUCAAUGGAUAUUGAUAUUGAUAAUGAUUCUUUAGAUUCUAAUUCAGAUGAAGCUAACUUUGAUAUUGAUGAAGAAGAUCCAAUAAUUGAAGAAAUUCCAUUAAACAUUGGUGGUAAAGAUGAGCAUUUACAUAUUUUGCAAUACAUUGGUAAGAACAAAAGACUUGGUAAAAAACCUGCAAAUCAUCCAUUUGUUUCUGAUAUAAGGUAUAAAGCUAAAUCAUCUGUAUGGGAAUUAGAAAUUCCAUUGGAUGAAAGUUCUUUUUUUAAUAAGAAUAAAGACAAUGAAAUUAAUGGAGGUGAUGAUUGGGAGGAUGCAAAUAUCCAAUAUUUAAAGGGUGUUAGUGUCAAAAAUAAUGGGCAAUAUGUUGCAUUUUCAAGUAAUAAGCAAGUAUAUCUUUUACCAGUGGAAAAAAUUGCACAAGUGAAGCCAUAUUUUAAACAUAUCGAUGAUCUUACAAAGAAAAGGAAACAAAUUGAAUCUAAAAACAAUGCUACUCCAGCUAGUCAAAAGGCACAAGUCGUUACUAUGUCUGUGAAAUCCGUUAGUGAUCAGGCAGCAAACAAGUUAGCUGGUUCUCUAAGAGCGCAUAAAAUUGAGGCUGAAGAGGAUCCAUUAAAAUUAAGCUGGGUUGAGAAUACUUUUAACAGUUUUAGAGAUUCAGUAAAACAAGAAGUUUCAGAACAUCAAUUGAAAUGUAUUUCUGAGAGGGAUGUAUAUUUAAGCAAAUUAUUUCAUUAG
Henningerozyma blattae CBS 6284 is the source of this 855-nucleotide messenger RNA. RefSeq names its product DNA-directed RNA polymerase III subunit C37 (gene RPC37). Bases 1 to 855 code for a protein of 284 amino acids. Gene Ontology annotation, biological process: DNA-templated transcription. Lineage: Eukaryota; Fungi; Ascomycota; Saccharomycetes; Saccharomycetales; Saccharomycetaceae. The transcript has a single exon. Gene Ontology annotation, cellular component: RNA polymerase III complex; nucleus. The record is from RefSeq and is a predicted model, not a curated record.